AUGGGGAGCCAGGGUCCUGCCCCUGCUGCAGGCCCCUUCCAGUUCUGCUGGGGACAAGCCACCAAGACCCAGCAGCCUGCCCUAGCUGCUGCGAGGAGGCAGGCUCUGGAGCGGGAACAGUGUGCCCUAGCAGGGCUGCAGGGGCUGGAGCUGCGGGAGCAUGGCCAGGCCUGGUUUGAGGGCCCGCUGAGAGGCACAGCAACAGCGGCUCCGUGCCGGGCCUUGGCAGAGCCUGGUAGUCCACAGUUAGCCCAGAUUCAAAAGGUGAACAUCUGUUUGAGAAUCUGA
Molecule: messenger RNA, 288 nt
Organism: Eptesicus fuscus (big brown bat)
Lineage: Eukaryota; Metazoa; Chordata; Mammalia; Chiroptera; Vespertilionidae
Gene: SAPCD1
Product: suppressor APC domain containing 1
Source: RefSeq, a predicted model, not a curated record